AUGAAAGCUGCUCUAAUCUUGUGUUUGUUAAGCAUUUCACUUGCUAGAUUAUAUGUCCCAGAAGAAAGCUCGAAUCUCCUGAAAUCCACCCAAAAACCAUUUUCAGAAGAUGAGGAAAUUUAUGAAAUUAUUGAAGGAGUUUUGCAAAGUAGAAACUAUACUUAAAAGUCUUAUACAGCCAUAAGUGGGGCCCUCACUAGCCGGAAUCCUUUGAUUCCAGGAAAGGUGUUACGCUGGGUGAUUAUUUACCUGAGCACAUGUGGAGUAAGGCCCAACAAAAUUCCACUCACCUAAUUUUAUGGCGAAACUCGCCUAACCUAAGAAUCAGCUCCCUAGAUUAGAGCCACUCUUUGUCGGGUGCCCCCUAUUACAAAGAUUUUGUGGAAGGUAGCUGAUCUGGCAGGGAUAUCUUCCCCAAGCCUGAAGCCUACUUCAAAAGAGAUAGAGUAUUAUUUUCAGCUUUAUCAGAAUGGGUCCGACCAAUCAAUAUGGAGUGCGUCUCGAAGACUAAUUUCCGUCAAAGUCGCCAUUUUGAGUUUUGCAAGGAAUUGCAUCGGAGUCAGAAGUUAAUGAUAUUCAAGAUUGUCUUACCGAUCUCCUCUCUAUUAAAGUUCAUUUAACCAAAGCUAUUAGUCUUUUUAAGCAAGCUUCAGUAGUUUCAGCACUUGAAGGUCUAAAAGAAAUUAAAAAAGCUUUCUCAUCACUUCCAAAAAUUCUUUCAGACUGUGGUGGAUCUUUGAGAGACUCCCCUAAAGCUUACCAUGUCCUCAAUGUUUUUGAAAACCCUCUAUCAUUUGAAUAUGAUGAAGACGUUAUGGUAGUUAACGGAGUCGAUAUUCACAAAGACAUCUAUGAUGCCAUUCAAGCUUAUGAAGCCAAAAAAUGGAAAUUAUUUGGGUUCUACAUAGGUGCUUCUCUUAUGAAGGUUCAAGGAACUGGAAUAGUCGUUAUAGCUUAA
This is a messenger RNA of Blepharisma stoltei, 958 nucleotides long. The record is from the annotation of a GenBank genome assembly. Lineage: Eukaryota; Ciliophora; Heterotrichea; Heterotrichida; Blepharismidae.